UUUCAUCAGACUUCAUCGGGCACUAUUGCAAAUACAACUUGCUCAACCAACACGACUGGAUUAUCCUAUGGUUCCAUGACUGAGUUAUCUGAGGGUAGACUUGCCUCUUUUAUAGACUUUGAAUUUCCAUCCUCAGUUUUGGUGUCAGCAGUUAUUGGGGCUUCAGACUCUGUUCUUACAGGUUGCAACUGACUUUUGACUUAUGUCAUAUCAGUAUUUUGGAUCCCAACUUUUAGAUAUAUAUCCUCAUCCUUGAGUCUCUGAGCCUUGUUGAUACUGGGUUUCAAGAAUCGAUCCUGAUGUGGUGGAGCAUGGUGGUUGUAGGCCAGUGUGCUUGUUUCUGGUACCAUUAUAUUGCUGGUGCCUGGGAUUGAGAGAGCACAUAAGUCAUCAACUGUUGGUCCAAAAGAACCUGGGCAUCAGUAAAACCUUUUUAUUUUUUUGAUAGGUUAAAACCUUGUUGUUGUCCGUUAGGUUAGCUGCUUGAAGCCCCAUUUGUCCCUGCUCUGAUUGAGCGUUAAAGUUGGUUGGGUAAACUGCUUGAAGUCCUGCUUCUCCAUACAAGACAAGGUGGAAAUGAAGUUGCUUUAGAGGAACCACCUAAUUUGGUUUGGAGGGCUCAAUAGGCUCUUUUGGAAUUAAAACUUCAGAAGUUCUCAUAUAGCCCCCCCCCCAUCUUUCGCUUGAAACAUCGCCCCUGCGCUGCAAAUUGAUCCUGGGACUUCCUCUCAUGUUCAACCGCUAAAACUUCAGCAGUCCCUGCCGCCACUUUCUGAUGCUAUGUUUCCUUUCUAUUGUCAUCAGCAACAGUUUCAGAGGUUUCCAGAGCAUUGCAGUCAAGCCUACAAAGUUCACAUCAUGCCAUAUGGCGGCAAGUAACCAGAAUGGAGCAGGAGGCACUUGUGCUGGUAUGGUUAAUGGUGCCUGGCCAGAAAUUGAUGUAGAAGGGAGCGGCAUUAUGGUAGAUCCACCUUCAAUUGGUGCAGAUACUGUAGUUGUAGGUGUUGCAGCACCAUGUGGUGGGAAGUGCCUGCCACCACCCUGGCCACAUCCCCAACCACAAAAGGGGGUUAUGAGCCAUCUAGUCUUGGGUCAAAAUGUCCCUUACCACCCCCUCCAAAGGGCAUACCACGCCUUCUACCUCCAGCUCUAUAAGGAGAUUGCCCAAUCUGCAGAAUAGCAACUGGAACAAGAAGCUUAUUAAAUAUUUCUUUGAAAAUAAAUCUGCCAAACUAGCAAAUUUAGCAUAAAGAUAGCAAGAUAACAAAAGUACAUUUCAUGUAGCUUAUAUAUAUAUAUAAGUGAAGUGACAACAAAAAGUCACAACCUAAAAUGCAUUAUGUAAUAAACAACGCAGGAACCUGAUGAAGACGUUCACUAACUGCUCCGCGACGCAUGUGUACUGGGAAGCUAAUGGCUGUGCCGACAGGUUAGUUAGGAUGGGAGCUGAUCUUACGUCAGACUACCUCUUUUUGUAUGACCCACCGCCUGUGGUGGUUGAUUUAUUGGAUAAUGAUAAAGCCGGGUAUGUUUGUAAUA
This is a messenger RNA of Quercus robur (English oak), 1539 nucleotides long. RefSeq lists its product as uncharacterized. The record is from RefSeq and is a predicted model, not a curated record. The transcript is spliced from 2 exons. Lineage: Eukaryota; Viridiplantae; Streptophyta; Magnoliopsida; Fagales; Fagaceae. The coding region runs from base 776 to 1180 and encodes 134 amino acids.